Molecule: messenger RNA, 162 nt
Organism: Dujonia railenensis
Lineage: Eukaryota; Fungi; Ascomycota; Pichiomycetes; Serinales; Debaryomycetaceae
Source: the annotation of a GenBank genome assembly
AUGCACCACCUCGCUAAGCCUAAGUCUUCCCCAGUCUUUAUGAUGGGUUACUUGACAGUUUCUAUUACACUCCCAUUUAUCUUAUCAUAUAGGGAAUCCACGCACGAAAACAAUGACAUCAAAGGAUUCGUCAGCGCAAGGUCCCUUUUUAACAAGAUAUAG